Messenger RNA from Tricharina praecox, 928 nucleotides. RefSeq lists its product as uncharacterized. The coding region runs from base 152 to 763 and encodes 203 amino acids. The transcript is spliced from 2 exons. NCBI's taxonomy places the organism in Eukaryota, Fungi, Ascomycota, Pezizomycetes, Pezizales, Pyronemataceae. The record is from RefSeq and is a predicted model, not a curated record.
CCGGAAGUGACGGCGCAGUGCAGUGCCAGUCAUGGCCAGCGAGCGAUAAUGCCGACGCAGCCUGCAGCUGGAGCCUGAUUGUCCGGGUCUGGUAACCAAAUGAGAGAAAGGGAAAGGGAUCGGUGGCAUCGGUGCGCUGUACGAGUUGCGGAUGUCAUUGGAUGUCAUUGGAUUCAUCAUUCAGCCCUACAGCAAAUACGGUACAUACGGCACAUGCAUGCAUUUGGAGUUGCACACGCUGCCGGUCGGUCGGUCGGUGAAAGACUCAAGGGGUGGCCCUGAAGAACGAAGAACGAAAAACAGCUUCUGCCUCAAGAGUGAAGCCUGGAAGCCCAAAGGAGCUGUUCGUUCUCGGCCCUUGCAUUUGCACUUUGCACUUUCGCUGUUGCAAAGAUCCAUUCUCCGUCCCGACUCCCGACAUCGACCAGUUCUCCUCUAUCGUCGGAACAAUCCUCCCAGACGAGUGCUCUCUCGAGUACAUGUACCUAAAGUACCUACGCCGACUAGGUACCCAAUCAGCCGCUCAAACUCGGCCGAUACGGUAUGCAACCAAUCAGAUCGAAGAUCAUCGCCUACCUACGGCAGUUCGGAACAGAGCAUAAAGAUAGAGAAGCAACCAUUCUCGGCCACUCAUCGAAUGAUCGGACACGGUGUGCGGUGUGCGGCGAACACUCCGUCCGGUCCAUGUCCCACAGUCCCAGACUCCCAGGACGAAAAUAAAGAUGAAACCGGAAAGCCUCCUGGAGGCGGAGCGCGGAGGUGAGGGGACGGGUGGCUGCGUGGGCGUGGACUCCAACAGGCCAAUCAUCGGGAGAGCAUCGCACGUUACAUCCGUCCCAUCCAGCCGUACAUACCACAUACGAUGUGGAAGACACCGUACCACAUACCGUACCCCGCUCACCCCACAACCCCCAACCCACAACAAAAC